Messenger RNA from Labrus mixtus (cuckoo wrasse), 812 nucleotides. RefSeq names its product chromosome 13 C2orf76 homolog (gene c13h2orf76). The record is from RefSeq and is a predicted model, not a curated record. The coding region runs from base 153 to 533 and encodes 126 amino acids. The transcript has 5 exons. NCBI's taxonomy places the organism in Eukaryota, Metazoa, Chordata, Actinopteri, Labriformes, Labridae.
UUCACAUGCUAGAUCCAUACAGCGCUACGACACAAACUGGAGCUCUCCGUAGACACUAAACAGCUGCUUUAUUAACUGUAUUCAGAGUUUAUAACCAUCCGGCGGGUCAGGAAGGAUCCAGCAGCGGGACUCGGGCUCACAUUCAGCCGGCCAUGUCCUCCUCUGAUGCGGUCAUCACCGUGCGGCUGGUCCGCUCCUUCGAGCACAGAAACUUUAAACCUGUUGUUUUUCACGGAGUCGAUUUGGACCAGACGGUGCCGGACUUCAUACAGCUGGUCAAAGACGGUAUUGCAACAAGAGCAGGACUCCCCCCUCCCUUCAGGAAAUAUGCUUACGACACAAUGAAGAUUGUCCACCAGGCCCAUGGAGCAAAGACGAAUGAGUUGGUGAUGAGCUUAGACGACGAUGAAAAGCUCAUUCUCAGAGACGGUCUAACCCUCAGAGAAGCUGGCGUAGCCAAUGAAACAGAAGUGGCUUUCUUCAAAGGAGAAGAUUACGGCCUCUUUAAAGCAAACCCCACAUCCUUUUGGUGACCCUGAGGGUGUUCAGUUACAGCCAAGAUUAUUGUUUUUGAUGGAGGCCAAACUCCAAGCAUGCUGGAGCGAUGAGGAAAACAAAAACAGCCCCGUCAUGUUUCUUCUCCGGGUUUUUCUUUUUAUUAGUUAGGUUGUUUUUUUACACUGAAGCUUAUUCUCCACCACACUGGUGUGCCUUUUAUUUCUGUUUGUCAUCACAUAUUCUUCUGGUGCUCUGACCAAAGAUUGAAUUCAACUAUUGUUUUAAAAUAUGUUGAAUAAAGUGUUCUUAAUGUC